Cyprinodon variegatus (sheepshead minnow) is the source of this 999-nucleotide messenger RNA. It is a transcript of the gene msx3, whose product is annotated as homeobox protein MSX-2-like. Gene Ontology annotation, cellular component: nucleus. Gene Ontology annotation, molecular function: DNA-binding transcription factor activity, RNA polymerase II-specific; RNA polymerase II transcription regulatory region sequence-specific DNA binding. NCBI's taxonomy places the organism in Eukaryota, Metazoa, Chordata, Actinopteri, Cyprinodontiformes, Cyprinodontidae. Gene Ontology annotation, biological process: embryonic morphogenesis; regulation of transcription by RNA polymerase II. The record is from RefSeq and is a predicted model, not a curated record. The coding region runs from base 159 to 902 and encodes 247 amino acids. The transcript has 2 exons.
GAGAAAAGAAACUUCUGCUCUUCACUGCAGAAGACAGAAAACGUUUAGUUUAUCAGCGGGUGCGCAGCAUCAGAGAAACUUUAGGGAUGACAGUAACCAGCAAGUGAACACAAGCCAACCUUAACGGCAGCAGGAAGAGAGGAGAAGAAAGGGCUUGCAUGGCACCGCGGUCGUGCGUAAUGAAUCCUGCGCAAGGAUCCCCGGCCUUGGAUACAUUGCCUAAGGAUAAACCCGCUGGUGGAGCUGGAGCCGGGAAGCUGGACAUGGCACCUUGUAGAAGUUUUAAAAGCAAAAGUGUAGAGCUGCCUUUCAGUGUGGAAUCCUUAAUAUCGGACAGGAGCUCUCCGGGCAGCAGCCUUCAGUCCUCCGAGCUUGGAUCAGGCUGCGUUCGCACGGAGGGGAGCGAGUGUGCGUCACCAAGAGGGGUCUGUGGAUCCAAACUGGAGGCUGUGGGCCCCAGCGAGACAGAGGGCACCUGGCCUCAUGGUACCUAUUCUCCUCAUUUAAGAAUCCCCAGCCCAAAUACAUGCAACCUGAGGAAACACAAGAACAACAGGAAACCCAGGACCCCAUUCACAACCUCCCAGCUGCUCUCUCUGGAGAGGAAGUUCCGUCAGAAACAGUACCUGUCCAUCGCUGAGAGGGCAGAGUUCUCCAGCUCCCUGAACCUUACAGAGACCCAGGUCAAGAUCUGGUUUCAGAACCGCAGAGCCAAAGCCAAAAGACUGCAGGAGGCAGAGCUGGAGAAGUUAAAGCUGACCGCAAAGCCGCUGCUGCCGGCCUUCGCCUUCCCCUUCCCGCUGAGCGCACCUCUGGGUGCUGCGCCUCUGUAUGGAGGCCGCUCUGUCUUCCCUGUGCCCGGACUACUCAGCAGGCCUUACGGGAUGUACUACCUGUCCUAAAUAACUCCUCUCAGGACCAUUCACUGGGAGCUCCUUUGAAAUUGUUUUUAAGGAAAAAAAAUUGUUAAAAAAGUAUCCAUCCAAAAAAAAAAAAAAA